Messenger RNA from Miscanthus lutarioriparius, 2316 nucleotides. NCBI's taxonomy places the organism in Eukaryota, Viridiplantae, Streptophyta, Magnoliopsida, Poales, Poaceae. The record is from the annotation of a GenBank genome assembly.
AUGGGGUCCGUGGAUCUGAUUGCCUCCUGCAUCGACUCCAUACGCCAGAUUGGAGAUGAGAUUGCAGAUUCAAUAGUGUAUAUUGACGCGGGCACCUUGGAGGCGUUUCAGUUCAUAGGAGGCUUCCCCCUGCUUCUUGAACUCGGUGCUCGUGCUGUGUGCAGCUUGGAGAAUGCGUCCCCUCUCGAUGCUGCAGCUGACUGGCAAUCAAGUUUUUCUAAUCCACCAAGGAAGAUCAUAGUGCUGACAUCACGCCUUCUCAGUGAUGCACAUCGGUAUAUUUUGCGAUGUCUGAGCAACCAUGGAACCGUUUCACAUUGUACUGUACUGACAGCUAUUUCAGAGAUUGGACACUCAGCAUAUGUUGAUUCUCCACUCGGGACAGAUGCGUUUCGGGAAUAUGAAACCUUACUUAUUCAGGACCAUGAUGAGCUUCUUAAGAAGUAUGAGAAGUUAGACAGACAUAAAGAAAACAUUCAUAAAACAACGAGUGAUUUCACCUCUGACGCUGAUGAUUAUUCUAAGUGGGGUUCUGGGGUGCAUUAUGGCUCUAAUUCUGAAUCCAGCCCAACGAAAAGGGAUUUUUUUGAUGAUGACAUGGGCCAGGUAGAAGCAAGAGGGAGAAGGUUGUCUGUAGCUGCGCGUCACUUUCCGAUGAUUUUCUCUCCUAUUUCCUCAAGGGUUUUUGUUUUGCCCUCUGAAGGCAUAAUUGCUGACUCCAGCCUGUCGAAUCAUCAUGAAGAUUCCCUUGGCCCUGGUUUACCCUCCAUAUCUACUGGUAAACCUUUUGAUAGUGACGAGGUACCUCCAGGAGUGACAUUGACUGCUCAGUUCCUGUACCAUUUGGCCAAUAAGAUGGACCUAAAGCUUGAUAUAUUUUCACUUGGUGAUACAUCGAAGGUCAUUGGAAAGCUGAUGAUGGAUAUGUCAAGUCUAUAUGAUGUUGGUCGCAAUAAGAGAUCUGCUGGUCUACUGAUCGUAGAUCGUACAGUUGAUCUCCUAACUCCUUGCUUCCAUGGUGACUCAUUCCUUGAUAGGAUGCUAUCCUCGUUGCCGCGCAAGGAAAGGAUGUCAUCCAAUUCUGCAGCGAAAAAUCCACAAACUCCAAGCAAGCAUUCUCAAGGCACCAUUAAACGUUCCCCACUGGAUAUAAAAGUUCCUUUUGAGACAAUCUUUAGCAAGGAAGAACCAAAUAUUAGGAGCAGUGUGUUAUCUGAAGGUUUCAUGUCAUUUGCGUCAGGAUGGAACUCUGUUGAUGUUGACUCUGAAGUUAGCUGGUUACCUGAUUACGCUGAUAAAGCACAUGAUCACGUACUUGGCUGUGAAUUUGACACUAUAAGUGGCUCAUUCCUAUCCAAUUGUGCUGGAGUACACUACUUAGAAGCAUUACUAGACAGAGGAGCAAAAGAUGGGUUAGUGCUGAUUAAAAAAUGGCUUGUCGAAGCCUUGCAGCAUGGGAAGCUAUCCUCUGCAUCUAAAGGUCGACAAGGAGCCACUUCUGUUUCAGAGAUUCGCUCUAUGGUGCAAAUGCUUUCUAGAGACCAGUUAUCAUUGUUGAAAAACAGAGGUGUUAUCCAGUUAGCACUAGCUGCUGAAAUGACUCUACGGGAGCCUCAAAGUUCUCGCUGGGACGCCUUUACAAGUGCCGAGAGAAUAUUAAGUGUGACAUCUGCAGAGACAACUCAAAGUCUUGCCAUGAACUUGAAGCUAAAGCUAGAAUCUAAGGAUGGUGAGAGGAAUAAAAACUCAAGUGAGGCAGCACCCAGUACUGACGAUUUUGAUGACGAAUGGGGCACCUGGGAUGACAGUGAUAAUACUGAUCACCAAAAGGAGGAAGCUUAUGGGGACAUGCAACUUAAGUUGGAAGUGCGAGAUAGGGUUGAUCAGCUUUUCAAAAAAUUUCACAAAUUAUCCAGUAUGAGGUUAAGAAAUCAAGCCCUUGGUGAAGGUCUAGCAGCACUAAGUAGAUUCGAGACUGACGGCUACUCGAGGAAAUGCUUGCUUUAUAAGUUACUAUUAGCUCUCUUGUCGAGGUAUGAUGUACCUGGCCUCGAGUAUCAUUCAUCAACUGUUGGUCGCCUAUUCAAAAGUGGAUUAGGUAGAUUCGGGCUUGGACAGUCUAAACCAACCUUCGGCGAUCAAGCUGUUCUUAUCGUUUUUGUUCUGGGAGGUAUUAAUACUCUUGAGGUCCGGGAAGUCAUGACUGCAAUCUCAGAGAGCAGUAGACCGGAUGUGGAGCUUAUUCUUGGUGGGACAACCCUUCUUACUCCAGAUGACAUGUUCGAGCUGAUGUUGGGCUCAUCGAGCUUUGCUUAG